AUGCUCAGUCCGGCGAUGCUCAAAUCGAUGGGACGCCGUACUUCCCGAGAAGUGAACCUUCCCCUCGAUGGUCCUCGUUCCAGAGAUUCCAAGGGAAAUCUUCUACCGCUCCUCGAAGAAGAAGAGGUCAUCCAUUACAAUGGUCGUCGACGAGCCUCAAAUCAUUCGAUUCUCGAUUUUGAUGGAGAUAGUGACCGCCGUCAUGCUUCGCUGGCGGGUCUUCGGAGCAGGGAGGCCCUUCCAAGUCGAUCGGGAAAUCGUCGAGCAUCGGUGACGGUAAUGAAUGCAAAACAAGAUCGAGAGAAAGAAGAGGAUCGC
Messenger RNA from Mesorhabditis belari, 318 nucleotides. The record is from the annotation of a GenBank genome assembly. Lineage: Eukaryota; Metazoa; Nematoda; Chromadorea; Rhabditida; Rhabditidae.